Molecule: messenger RNA, 841 nt
Organism: Ectocarpus sp. CCAP 1310/34
Lineage: Eukaryota; Phaeophyceae; Ectocarpales; Ectocarpaceae
Source: the annotation of a GenBank genome assembly
GUCUGUGUCAUGGCGGACAGCAGAAAACGUGGUGUGGCUCCUGUUGCAGCGCUUUUUCUCGAUCGCGAGGAGAUGCUCCAGACGAGGUGCACGCAGCAGCGAUCCCACCGCGACAGCACAGGGCUGAGCACAGCGGUGGUUAUGUCGACGCUCGUUCAUGGUCUUGUUCCCAAGACACAGCAGGCUGUUUUCGAGCUGAAACACCUAAUUGGGGAUGAGCACACACUUCCGUGCUUCCUUGCGGACAUCUGUAGGCGGCGACACUCUCGAGGAUGGAUGUACUGCUGUACCGAUGAACGAGUACGCGUUCAACAACUGAUAAAGAGCAGGUGGCACCUGGUCUACCCUGGAGCACAAGGACGACUACCAGGCCAGAACAUACAACGGCGUUGGCACGCUGUCGAAGAUUCGUUCGCUUUCGCCGACUUGGGGCGGAUAUUGCUGAGAGCUUCGUCCUUCGAUGUCACCGUGCUGUUUGGCGUUGCGGAGGAGCUGAGCUUCGUGUCCUAUGGCACCAACGACGGGCCAUUCUAUGCACACGUGCCUGGCGAAUCUACUGCUGCUGUGCAGGCGAACAUCCAACGAUACGUUACCGACAUAAUAUCAAGAAGACAGGCAUGGACAAGCGAACGGGGUCCGGCGAAGCCGACACGCGCAUGGCGAUGACGAUGUUGCUGGACGAGCAUCGUGGAUACCGUCCGGACACAAUUUGGUCCCAACCAGAGGGGGACUAGGGAAUCAUUUGGUCGGGCGGGCGGGGAAUUUUGCGUGGACGUGGUGCCUCAAGGAAACUUUAGAUUUGGAGUCGUGGGCAGGGGAGAGAGGAGCUUUAGCUUGGGCU